AUGGCUUGUGCAGCUCUUGACCGGCAUGGGGCGGUGCUGGCUCAAGGUGUGCUUGUGACAGUCCAUGACUUAUACGGCGGUUCGAUGCCGUUGCGAGUGCUUGAGACUUAUUUGCGUGCUGUCUGUGGCUACGACUUGCAGCCUUUUCGCUACCGGCCGCGUGGGCAGGACCUUGCUACAUCGGGCAAAGAAUUGAGCCACGUUUUAAGAAGUCAAAAGCCACAUACGAUGGGCGAAGCAAUUAAUUUUGUAACCCACGGUUACGGCGCAUUGGUGCUACGAGAAGCAUUUCGGUCAGUAGACUGGAACCAUACAAAGUCCAAGGUGGUGAUGCUGGCGCCACCCAAUCAAGGGAUUCGGUACCACAAGGCCAUGAAGAAAAACAUUGGCGUGGCUGGGUACGGCGGAGUGGCAGCUGAGGAAUUGGCGAGCUUGAGUGCUGACGAUCUAAAUCAUCGACUUGGGAAACUUCCGAAAAGAUGUUACCCGCUGAUCAUAGCGGGAAAUCUCUGUCUCAAUCCGUUCAAUCAGCAUAACUAUCCCAAUGACGGUAUAAUAAUGGUUAAAGAGACUGAACUGCCCGGGGAGUCCCGACAACAGAUCAUUGGGGCUUCACACUAUCUCUUGCCGUCUCAUCCCACGACAAUCAGACUCACACAGUCAUUUCUGGGAGCAUAA
Molecule: messenger RNA, 678 nt
Organism: Plasmopara halstedii
Lineage: Eukaryota; Oomycota; Peronosporomycetes; Peronosporales; Peronosporaceae
Exons: 5
Coding region: 1-678 (225 amino acids)
Source: RefSeq, a predicted model, not a curated record